Molecule: messenger RNA, 2593 nt
Organism: Cervus elaphus (red deer)
Lineage: Eukaryota; Metazoa; Chordata; Mammalia; Artiodactyla; Cervidae
Gene: ACADL
Product: acyl-CoA dehydrogenase long chain
Exons: 11
Coding region: 142-1434 (430 amino acids)
Biological process (GO): carnitine metabolic process, CoA-linked; long-chain fatty acid catabolic process; fatty acid beta-oxidation using acyl-CoA dehydrogenase
Cellular component (GO): mitochondrion
Molecular function (GO): flavin adenine dinucleotide binding; long-chain fatty acyl-CoA dehydrogenase activity
Source: RefSeq, a predicted model, not a curated record
CGGCUGCGCGACGCUUUUCGGGCGGGACUGCCCCGGGGGAAGGUUCAGGGAUAGUGGCCCGGGCCGGCCCCUCGCCCUGCGCGCUCUGAGUCCCGAGGAGACGUGUCCGUUGACCCCGCGGCAGCCCUCGCAGCCCCCGCCAUGGCCACGCGCCUCCUCCGCGGGACCCUGCGCUUGUGGGGCGGCCGCGCUGCACCGUGCCUGCCGCCGGCCUCGAGAUGUUCUCAUUCUGGAGGUAAAGAACGUCUAGAAACUUCUUCUGCUAAAAAAUUAACAGAUAUAGGAACUAGAAGAAUCUUCUCUUCAGAACAUGACAUUUUCCGGGAAAGUGUAAGGAAGUUUUUUCGAAAAGAAGUGAUUCCUUAUCAUGCAGAAUGGGAGAAAGCUGGAGAAGUGAGUAGGGAGCUUUGGGAAAAAGCUGGAAAACAAGGACUACUUGGUAUCAGUAUUGCAGAUCUCCAUGGUGGCAUUGGGGGGGACUUGUAUUCAUCAGCUAUUGUCUGGGAGGAGCAAGCAUAUUCAAAUUGUACAGGCCCAGGUUUUAAUCUUCAUUCAGAUGUCGUCAUGCCCUAUAUUGCAAACUAUGGUUCAGAAGAACAGAUUAAGCGCUUCAUCCCCGAGAUGGUUGCAGGGAAAUGUAUUGGUGCCAUAGCAAUGACAGAGCCUGGGGCUGGAAGUGAUUUGCAAGGAAUAAGAACAAAUGCCAAAAAGGAUGGAAGUGACUGGAUUCUCAAUGGAAGCAAGGUAUUUGUCACUAAUGGGCGGCUGUGUGACGUUGUGAUCGUAGUGGCAACCACAAAUCGCGAGGCUUGCUCUCCUGCCCAUGGCAUUAGCCUUUUUCUGGUGGAAAAUGGAAUGAAAGGAUUUGUCAAGGGACGAAAGCUAGAUAAAAUUGGACUAAAAGCCCAGGAUACUGCAGAAUUUUUCUUUGAAGAUGUACGGUUGCCAGCAGGUGCCCUACUUGGAGAAGAGAAUAAAGGCUUCUAUUACCUCAUGCAAGAGCUUCCACAGGAAAGGCUGAUAAUUUCCGAGAUAGCAGUUUCAGCCUGUGAAUUCAUGUUUGAGGAAACCAGGGACUACGUUAAACAAAGAAAAGCUUUUGGGAAGACAGUUGCAGAUUUACAGACGGUGCAGCAUAAGCUGGCAGAAUUAAAAACAUCCAUAUGUGUAGCCAGAGCCUUUGUGGACAGCUGUCUCCAGCUGCACAGAGCGAAACGUCUGGACCAUGCCACUGCUGCCAUGGCGAAAUACUGGACAUCUGAUUUGCAAAACAGAGUAGCUUAUGACUGUUUGCAGCUGCAUGGAGGUUGGGGAUACAUGUGGGAGUAUCCCAUUGCAAAAGCUUUUGUGGAUGCCCGUGUCCAGGCAAUCUAUGGUGGUACCAAUGAAAUAAUGAAGGAGCUGAUUGCAAGAGAGAUCAUCCAUGACCAGUAGACAUCUGCCCACAUCCCGGAAUCCUAUUACAGCUAAUCUGGUUUUAAAUCUACUCGAGAUAAAAUACAACCCAGAAAGGGAGGGAACACUAAACAAGUUUUUAUCUGUUCUCCAUAUAGAGGAAGAUAUCAAAUGCAAAUAUAAGAUUAACACCGUGGGGGGAGAAAUCUUUGAAUCCAAAGAUCAUAAAGUUUUCCAAUAUAAGGUUUAAACUGUUAAUUUUUUGCAUAGCUAAAUGGCAAAGAUUCUCUGAUUCUAGAAGCCUUAAUGUUUCAUUUAUCUCUAAAAUUCUAAAAGAGUAUAAAUGCUUCAGUCUUUAAAAUUGAGGCAGAAGUAAUUUUUUAUUAUACUAUCAAAUUUUUUACGGCACAUUGAUUUUGAAAAAGAAGAAUAAAUAUAAUUGACAAUGCAAAAUAAGUUUAGAUAUCUUUUAUUCCAAGUUCCCCAGAACAGUGUUUCUACCACCCUACCCCUAAACCUGUUUUUAAGUAAUGAGACACUUUCUUCAGUCCAAAGCUUAUGCCAAGUCCUUGUGAAAUCUUGAUGUGUGAAGCGCUGCUUAGGUUGAAGCAGGAAGCCUCCUACCUUAGGGCCUUAAAACCACUAGGACUCAGCUAAGCAAAUCCCCACAAGAGAAUUCCACUUGUUCCUUAAACCACUGACACCUGGGCUUUCAACAGAUUUCCAUCCCAGUUUAAUUGCUAGGAGAGCACACCAUUAUCCUUAAUAGUUUUAAGAUAUUAGUAUAUUUUAUAGGUACCAAAACAAUGACUUUUAUUUGGGAGCAGUAUAAUUUUUUAAUUAAUUUAACAGAUUUAUACUUUGUGUUGUCAUCUAUAAGCCAGGCUGUUAAAUUGAUGAAAAAUAUGAUUUCAAAAAUUGGCAAGAUCCAUAAAUUAAUAAACAAGUUGUCAUACAGUAAGAAGUAAAUAAACAAUAAUUUCAAAUCAUGAUAAAGGUAAUAAAGGAAAUGAAGUAUUUUAAAUAGGAAAAUGAGGAAAUGACAUUUAAUUUAAUUAUUACCAAAAAAUAGGCCAUUAAUUUGUAAACUGCCAGCAUCAUUUUAGUACUUCUUUUCCUUUGCAUGUAUUGGUGAGACAAAGAAUAAAGUAGUUUUUAAGUGGAAAUAAAUGGAUGUAUUCUCGUUCAACCUAGAAAA